AUGGGCAGCUCUUGGCCCGUCACCGCACGUGGCAGGUGGCUGGCAGACAAGAGUCAUACCUCCCGAAGCAGCCACACAGCCUUGCGUCAUCCCGCUACCGGAGAGGCUGCUCCAGUUGGCGAUCGCUACAACAAGGAGCCAAUUCCGGACGAGGAGUGGUGGCUGCGAGGAAACAACCGAUCCAAGCUUCUGACCACCGCCCCCUUCACCUUCUAUGAUGGCAACCCGCUGGCGAAGAAGAACUUCCAGGCGCAGUGUGUGGGACCAGACCACUCGCGACGAGUGGCGCAGCAGCUGGGCCGGAUCGGCCACAGCUUUUCAGAGGCCAACCUGCAGGUCCUGAAGGAGGACCCACAGGCGCGGCGCUACAUGUCCCAAAAGUACGCGCAGCUGAUGCAACGCCCACAAGCGGUUACCAGCCAGUCAGAGUCGGAGAUCCGACCGCAGAAAAGUCAAAGGAGUACAGAGGAUAGAAACCGAAAGACGCGGCUUGGCCAAUUGGCGUCAACUGGCCUGAAGCUUCCCAAAGCUGAGCUGAGGCAAACAAUGGACGGCAAAAAUGUCAUAAUGCUGCCGAAUCCACGCCUGCCUCGCGAUAAUGUCAAUAUGGAGAUUCACAAUCCUAUGCCGCCGAUUCUUGGGCGUCCCAAGUUCCAGUACACCUUUGACUACAAUGGUGAGCGCCUGGCAAUGUAG
This is a messenger RNA of Symbiodinium pilosum, 696 nucleotides long. NCBI's taxonomy places the organism in Eukaryota, Dinophyceae, Suessiales, Symbiodiniaceae. The record is from the annotation of a GenBank genome assembly.